This is a messenger RNA of Camelina sativa (false flax), 504 nucleotides long. Lineage: Eukaryota; Viridiplantae; Streptophyta; Magnoliopsida; Brassicales; Brassicaceae. The record is from RefSeq and is a predicted model, not a curated record.
AUGCCUAAUCGAGGAGGAAAGAGAAAACUUGUUCGUAAUGUUUCUCAGAGUCCCGGAAGGUCAAGACUACGACCUACCAAUCUACCCAGUCAGUACGACUUCACGCCGGCAGUCCAAGCUCCUCAUCCGCAGCAGACACCUGAAGAAGAAGUCCCCAUUUUGCCACGACAUUCAACGCAAUCCCAGAUCCGGGACUAUCCUCCGCCUCAACAACUAUUUCAGGGCUCCUUUACUCGCCAAACUCAACCUCAAGUACGCCGGUCUCCUUUAGAAGAAGUUAACUACAAUCCAGCGACUCAUGCAACUCUUCAAGAUGACCCUCCGCCUUCUCCAGCUCAACGCUCUCAGACUCGUAGUCAUCCAUCGCAUCCAUCGUCCCAAGGCAACAACUUCGAAGAAGAAACUGCUGUGGUGUUUCCGGAGCUCCAGGAAGACGUGGUUCGGGCUCUAAAUGCCCUGCUUCUGGUGCCAAACAGGGAUAAGUUCACCACGGUAAAUGCUUGA